UCCGUCUGUCUCUACAGCAGUACUAUCUCCAUUUUCUGAGCCCAAAUUCUUAGUUCCGAAUCGAUUCUGAGCCUUUCGUGUCCUACUUUCCGAGAUUUCUAUGAAUUUUUAGGAUAAAUUCACACGAUGGCUACCCACUCUUCCUCAGCCCCAGCAAAGCCAAGCAUGCAUUGGACGCCAGAACUUCAUGAAGCCUUUGUGGAGGCUGUCAAUCAACUUGGAGGUAAUGAAAGAGCUACUCCAAAGGGUGUGCUGAAGCUCAUUAAAGUUGAAGGGUUAACAAUCUAUGAUGUGAAAAGCCAUUUGCAGAAAUAUAGGACAGCUAGAUACAGACCAGAGUCAGCAAAAGGAUCCUCUGAGAAAAAACUGGCUCCAAUAGAAGAAAUUUUAUCUCCUGACUUGAAAACGCAAGUCAACUGUUUGUGA
Molecule: messenger RNA, 426 nt
Organism: Corylus avellana
Lineage: Eukaryota; Viridiplantae; Streptophyta; Magnoliopsida; Fagales; Betulaceae
Source: RefSeq, a predicted model, not a curated record